UCGAUGCGGACGCCCCGCUGGCUAAAAAAAAUAAAAACAUAUUUAAAAAAAUAAAAAUCGAAUCCCAAACCAAACUAAAAAUCAAAACUAAAAACGCCGUGACUAAAACAUGGCGUAAAAAUUUAGAAAAAAAAAAUAAAUAGAUUGUGUAUUUUUAUUGCGUGCGAAAAGAAUGUUCGAUAUUUGAAUUCAACAAGUGUCAAUUUUUAUAAGCCUGUCCCCUUUGUGAGUGUAGUUAAUAAAUGAGUGUGUUUUCGUUGAGUAGCUCUCUUGUUUGAGUCUAUAUUUUUUUUUCUUUAUGUAGGUCAACGUACCUGUUGCCGGCGUAUAUUGCGUAGGUGGAGGUAGUACGCGUCCUUACUACAUUGAAUAAUUUAUUAUAGAACCACACAUUCCCUCGUUUAUUACUAUCAAGUAUUGAUUUCCACCUAAAAAAGGUAUUACUGACUUCCCUUUGUUUGUAGACUGUGUCAUUAGUGCGUGCAAAAUAGCAAAAAAUAAUAACGUGUGUAAAAUUUAAAUUUAAAAUUAGUGUGGCGAAAAAAAAUUAAAUAGUUUGUGUUUAUUAGUGCGUGAUACAUUUAAAUUUCAGUAUAUAUUUUUUAUACAAUAAAAAUAGCUUUAAAAAUAAAUAAAAGUGAUUCAAAAUUAUACCCGGGUUUUUAAGAAAAUAAGUACAUAAAACCGGUUAAAAGUGGAUCAAAGCGUAUCGUAAGUGUUUCUAACCGCAUCGCUCUACUUUGAACAGAGUUUAACAACGCGACUCGGAAGAUAUACUAAUACUAGUUUCAUACCGCAUAUCACUAUUUUUCCGUGAAUUGAAAGCUUUUUUAGUGCCUAUAAUCCGAUUCACCCGUAUUAUUAAUCACAAACCGAUUAUACCCAGAUAAUAACCGAGUAAAACCCGAUUACACCCGGAUCUUAGUGAUAAAACCGGAUACAACGAAAAAAUCCGGAUAAAAAUGUGUGCUGGUGUCCGAGAUGAUGACCGGUGCUGAAUGUCCGGGAGUGGGAAUCGUCCGAACUUGAUGACGUCACAAUGCAAAACGCACGAAAUGUGGGCUGCAAUGACUCGGUCGAUUGAGAUAUUGGUCGCAUUCUUCGAGUACUAUGCUCAGAGAGCGCAAUUGGAGACCACCUCCACAAGCUCGCCGCAAGCGAAGUCCCCGGCGGGGAGCAGCGCAGGAGCAGCCGCCAGCGCGUCCACAGCCCCUGGCGAGCGCACGCCCACCGCGCACAACAAACAGCUGCAAAAUGUCAAGGGACAGGAACACCCGCCGCAUCCUUCCAUGGCGUUCCUCCAGAACCGGUCCAUCUCGCUGGUGGACAUGUACAUCGACAACUCUGAACCCUCGGAGAACGUCGGACAGAUCCACUUCAGCCUGGAGUACGACUUCCAGAACACCACCCUGAUACUGAAGAUCAUUCAGGGUAAGGACCUCCCAGCGAAGGAUUUGAGCGGGACCUCAGACCCGUACGUGAGGGUCACCCUCCUCCCGGACAAGAAACAUCGGCUGGAGACGAAGAUCAAGCGGCGGACCCUGAACCCACGGUGGAAUGAGACCUUCUACUUCGAAGGGUUUCCCAUUCAGAAGCUGCAGAGCCGGGUGCUCCACUUGCACGUGUUUGACUACGAUCGUUUCUCGAGGGAUGACUCCAUCGGGGAAGUGUUCCUGCCUUUGUGUCAGGUGGACUUAAGCGAGAAGCCGUCAUUCUGGAAGGCUCUGAAGCCUCCAGCGAAGGACAAGUGCGGUGAGCUGCUCACGUCUCUCUGCUACCACCCCAGCAACAGCGUGCUGACGCUUACCCUGCUCAAAGCACGCAACCUCAAGGCCAAGGACAUCAACGGAAAAUCUGACCCCUACGUGAAGGUGUGGCUGCAGUUCGGAGACAAGCGUAUAGAGAAGCGUAAGACGGCCAUCUUCAAGUGCACGCUGAAUCCGGUGUUCAACGAUUCUUUCUCCUUCAACGUGCCCUGGGAGAAGAUCCGCGAGUGCUCCCUGGACGUCCAGGUCAUGGACUUCGACAACAUCGGCCGGAACGAGCUCAUCGGCAGGAUACUGCUUGCUGGCAAGAAUGGCUCGGGAGCGACAGAGACAAAACACUGGCAAGACAUGAUCACCAAGCCGCGGCAGACCAUCGUGCAAUGGCACCGCCUCAAGCCGGAGUAAGAUGGUCAUUGUGGGUACGACGGAAUUUCAAGCCGAUACAUGACUGCAAUUUAGGAGCCUGGUUUUAGUUUGCGUUUGUAAGGUUUUUUAUUUUUCCGUUAUGCUAAGAAAUAGGAUGAUAUCUUUUUACAAAAAUUCGAGGUCUAAAAUGACUGCAUUGAAGCAAUUCAUCGAAAUAAACUAUACUGCAAUUUGAUAUUUCAAUUAUGCGCAGUAAGCGCGCAAUAUCAAAAUAUGACAAAUACCAAUAUUGAUGUUUAGAUGAGUUGCUUUAAUGUGGCCUUUUUACCCAGUGUUAACUUUUUUUGUAUUUUAGGAAAUAUCAGAAAUCAUUUUGACUAACUUAAUUUGGAAUCUAAAUCAGUAUUUUUUAUUUAGUAUCUUUUUAUAUUAAUAAAUAGAUGCACGUAUUUUUCAUAUUUGAAAACAAUCUCCACGGAGAAAGUCUAUUUAAUAACAAAAAUGGUGGGUUUUUAUUUUAAUGUUUGAAAUAAAAUUAACGUCGUAUCCUAAAACGUGAUGGAUGUCAACCAAAAAAGGAAAUUACCAAAAAAAGUUAAUACAAAACGUCAUAAGACUGAGUGGUUAACAAAAAAGGAACAGAAAAAAAAAUGGAAUCUCUUGUCUGAAACUAUCUUGCUCUGACGCUGCGCACCAUUUUAAUAUUUUAUUUAUGUUAAUUCCAAAAUUACUACUUUAAAAAUUUUAUUAAGUACAAUUUUUGACCCAUUUUAAAAUCCCCAAAAUAUGUUCAAUUAUAACUUUUAUAAUUUUUUACGUAAUUUUUGAAUGUUUAAAAAACGCACGUACCAACUUCGCGCAAAAAUUAAAUUGUGAUUCUUCCUGAAAUUGGAAUUUUCAAAUAAAAUAAUCAUUGCUCUGCAUUUUAAGGUUUCUUUCUUAUGCUAUCAAAAAAUAUUAUAUAUUUUCAAACGUAUUGUUUUUAAAUGUGUAAUAUUAUAUAAAAUGAAACUUAAAUAUUUUCUUGAUAGCCUAAGUCGGAAGCUUCUUCUCUUCUAUAAAUCAUUGACGUUUAAAAAAGUUGUAUCAUCAAUGUUAAGAUUUUAAUAAAAUUGUUAGUAAAAUGUAAAAUUAAUUGUUAAAAAGUAGAAUAUGUAUCUACGAGAAAAUGUCGAGUUCACAUCGCACAAACAUUGUAGUGUUAUUAUAUUUACUUUUUAAUAUUAUCAAGUUAUAAUAUUUUUGAUUGAAACAUGCUAGUUCGUUUUGCUCAAAACUGAAGUUAUUUAAAUCUUUUUCUGGUAAAAUGUAAACUGCAAUUUUAUUAACAACGGCGAAAUUUUUAUCAGCCUUUAUUUUUUUAUUUUGUAUUUUUAUUAGUAAUUUACAUAUUUUGGAAAGAGUUUUAAUCUUAAAAAGUUAUCGGAUUUUUUUUUUAACUUUUAUUAUAAGUAUACUUAACGAAAAAUCAAAUCGUUUUAUACAUCACCACAGAUAAAGUUGCAGUUUAUAUCGUACAUUUCAGUAUGCAAUUAAAUUAGUUUUUUUUAUAUCAUAAAACAUCUCGUAAUGAAAAACAAAAGUAAUAAAACAAACUGCCAAAUGUUAACAGCACAAUAACACAAAAAAUAUUUUUGAAAGUGUCAAAAAUGUCAAAUAUGGCGAUUAUAUAUUUUUUUUUAUUAAUGGAUUAGGUACGUACAUUCUAAAUUAAAUGUUAUAAAGUUAAGACAUAGGAUGGGUCGGUCAAUUUUAGAUGAUGAGUGGUGUAAAAAAAAUAAAAAUGUCAAGUCGAGAAUGAAAAGAAACGCAUGAUUUUUCAAAUCCACGGCGGAGGAAUAGGACUAUAUUUUUUUUUAAAUGAUAUAUUGUUAAACAAUAGAUUUGUAUGUAUAAAAAUAGAUUAAUAAAAACAGCUUGUUGUUACAUGUUAUGAUGCUUACAUCCAUAUUGUAGAAUUUGAUGUUGAAAUUAAAAAACCUUGAUAAUUCAAUAUUGUAUACAUUUGUAAAAGGUUUUUUAUAGUAAAACGUAGCGUAUUUGAUAGUACCCAUUGCGAAUAGUCGUACAUAAUUUUUUUUACCAUUAUUUUGCCAUAUUUUCCCCCUUUUUGAGAUACUUUCAGCAGAAUUUUGAUUUGAACUUUUUAAACUAUUUUACCUACUACUCGAUAUAUAUUAUCCACACAUCUAUUCUAGAAUGUUCUAUACAUUUGUAGCUCCCAAUCCAAAUAAAAGGUACAAUAAUAUUGCAAAAUAGCGGUAAAAGUAACGUAAGAUUGGCCAUAUUUAAAAUUGCCAGCUAGAGACAGUUAUCAAUUUUAAAGUAUACACUAAGUAGCUUGUUGUGUGUCUUUAGAUACUAGUCCGAUCGGUGUUUUAAAAUAGUUGCAAGAUAAUAAUAUGUAAUAUGUAUGAAUGGCUCAAAUUAUAAUGGAAUCACUAUAAAAAAAUGCACAGAUUGUAAAAUCACACUACUUAGCCUGGCCAAGUAAAGGGAAUAACUUCUGCAUAUCACUAUUUUGAAUAUUAAAAUCUAUUGAGCUUUGAAAAGACAAGUGAGUACAUCUUCAGAAGGGUGUUUUUUAAAAAAGUAUUGUGACAGUUAUUUCUGAGCCGAAACAUUGAGCCGAAUUCGAAAUUAAGUCGCGGUGGUUCUAUGUUUAACCGGCUUACUUCUCAAACGGGGAGCGCCGAUUCGAUACCUGGUGUAGUUUUCACUGACACAGUUGACUCGACCAAUAUAGACGGCGAUACGGCUCACCACAUUCAUGUUGGUCCACCAGAAAGCUGGAUGAAAUGUGGGUACUUAGUUCAUCAUGCGAUAAAUGUUCCUCUAGUCGUGAGCGUUAUAAUGUGUUUGGAAAUAUGUCAUGCUAUCAUAUUGUGUGAUGAUUUCCAAUCUUUGCCGAUAUUUUUGUAACAAAGGCAUUAAGAACAUCACUCGAUGAAGCAUAUUUCUUACACCCCAAGUGAACCUAUUAUGUGUUUCAAAGCUGGACAUAUCAGGUGUUUUCAAGAAAUUUUGGAGAGUUUUUAUAAUCAUUAUUAUUCCAAUAUAAUUUGAGCCAAAAACCCAAAUAUUUACAAUUUAUUUUCCAUAACCGAGCUUCAGAAUCGAUUUUAGGAUGAAAUGCCAAGAAAUUAAGAUAAAAAAGUUAGGAAGUUUAAGAUAUAGUUUUUAGCUGGUAGACCUCAGAAUAAAAGAGACGAGACCGAUUACAUUUAACAAUUUGGAAGUAUCGAAAGGAAUAAUCCGUAGUUAUAUCAACUUUUUUGCGAAAUGUUUUUAACUAAGUUAUUAUUAAAGUACGUGUCUGCUACUAAGCUGAUUGUUAGCUGUUUUAUCUCUCUCUAGAUAAACGAUAUAGUUUUCACAUUGAAUAUAUAAAUCUCUUCUCUUAUGUUUUUCAGCCGUAUUACCUGAGGUUUUUACCUUCCGAACCCCAACCUCACCAGCGUGGUUGACGAUUUUCCUCAUUCAGCGCUUAUCGCUAUCGGCACACUAAGAUCGUUUAAUCAUUCAAACAUACUUCUCCUCGCAGAUGACUCCGUGAGCCAAGGUUUGCGCCCACGGGGCAGCCUCAGGCCUGUCGUCUUAAUUUUUACCAAGCGAGGGACCUUAGUGAUCCCUAUUUGUAUGACCUACUUGGUCGUGUCUUUUGCGGCAAAUUUACAAUUAAUCAUGUCAAUAAAAGCAGCUUGUUAAUCAAAAUACCUAACAGUUGCACCACAGAAGCCAAUUCAAUUUCACCAACAUAUUAUACUGACAAAAAGGCAUAAAACCGUUAUUUACUGUUUCGUAUUCCUUUUGGCUUCUCGCACAUUAAAUGCAAUCGGUUUAUCUCUUUUUUUAGUCUGAGUGGUAGACAUAUUGAGCGCCUUAACUUGAUGUCAUUUACUCGACUUUUUUCGUAACACGUUGCGUCAAACUUGAAGGAACCUGUUUGGUUAAUCGUAAAGCAUGCUUAUAAUGGAUACCACGCAAUAAUUUCGUAACCGUUUGCCGUAACAGUUUUUUUACUAGCUCACAGGACUAACCUGGUAACCUUUAGGACUUGUUUCGACUUUACAGCGAAUUUAUGUCCCUUUAUGGGAGUGCCAGACAUUAAGCACAAUACUUAUUACAGAAAACUAUUAUGUAUUUAAAAAAGUUACUGAGUCUUGACAAAAUACGUAAUUUUUAGGCUUUAAUAAAACAAAGUUUUGACCCAUUUGGAAACAAAAUUCCUGACCUAAAGUUACUAAAGUGCUAGAUACGUUAUAUUUCAUAACACAAUUCAGAAUUUUAAUCAAUCAAAUUUUUCAGAUUUUUAAAAAUUCAGAAAUUUACUUAAAUAGAUCUUGUUAAUCCGAUUUAUAAACGAAAAACUUAAUAGUCCUAAAGGUUAUUUAUUUUAUUAUUUCAAAGUAAUUUUGAUUUCCGUUAUACAAAGUUGCAUAAGUUACUCUUAAUGGUAGCGUUCUUAAUUAAAAUGGCUUAGUACCAUUUAAGAAUAAGCGUUUUAAAAUAGUUUUUGGAAAUGGAAAAACAAUUUAAAAACUAUAUUUUUGACUCUCGUAUUUUGAAUGCAAAUAAUAUUUUGACCAAAUCGGUUAGCUAGAUAAAAAUCCUGAGGUGUGCUUUUUAAAUUAUUUUUGCUAUAAAAUUUUGGAUGUUAUUUUAAGUGUACCGCUAAUGCUUCAUCAGACGUAGUAUUAAGAAACAAUGGAUCUACUUUAUAAUUUUGCGAAUAAAAAACAAUCGAGGCAUAUCCUUGAAUUGUUAGGGGAGCUAAAAAUUAAAAAAUAUUGUAAGUAUAAAUGAAAGGUCAAAAUGAGAGGAAUUAUUCUAUAAAUGUACAUAAAAAUAGAAAAUAUAUACACGCGACACGCGAGGAUUGAAUUCACGAGAUUUUUUCAUAGAUAAAUAAGUUAAAAAGAAAAAUAAUUCCGAAAAUAUUUUUAUCUUCCGAUUCUACUACCUCUUUUUGCUUUUAAAAAUAUUUUAACGAAUGAAACCGUUUUUAAAAAGCAAAAAUAAUUUUAAAAUAUUCUUUUACGGUGAAAUUAAAAGAAAAUAUAUAUUUUAUCAAAUCAAAGCAAAAGCACGUCUUCAAAUAAAUAUAUUAAAAAUUAUGGUAUGAUUUUUUUUUAUUUUCACCGUAAAUAACACUUACAAUAAUUUUAAGACGCGUUUUAAUUUGUAAUAUUUCAUAGAUUAACAAAAAUAAGUUUUUUAAACCGAAUUAUUGUGAUGAAUGACACUAGAACAUAUCAAAUUUUAGUUUCAAAAUGACUUCAAGGAAGAUAUAUUUUCAUGAAAAAAUAUUCAUAACUAAAAAAAUAUAUUUUUCGCAGCAUACAUAAACGAAAAUUAUUUUUAACUAAACAAUUUUGAUCAAAAUUAGCAGAUUUUACUAUAAACCUAAGCUUUUAAACUCUCAUCGCAAGGAACAAUAUACUAUAAAUAAUGUAAACUAUAUUCUAUUAUAUUAUUAUAUUUCUUUUUAGUAAGUUAAUGUUGCUUUUUGCUUAAUUUAAGUUAAUUAUUGUAUAGUUAAUCGUAAUUUCAACUUGGUAGAAUAAGGAAAAGCUUUAUGAUAUAUAUUUUUAAAUAAGCAAAUCCCACAUUGUAUCAAACCAUUAUUUUUUGGGAAUAUUUUGGGCUUAAGGCACGUAAAAAAACAUUCUUGGAUAUCAUGUUUUCCAUUUUUUCUUUUUUAAUAAAUUAAGUAACUUCAAAUGAUGAUAACUAUCGACUAUUUGUUAUUUUUUUGUAAAAUGAUCGAUUAAAAACUUUAUAUCAAAAUAUAGGUACUUACUUAUCUUAGAAGUCAGGCCCAAAAUGUUGUCAAAAUUAGCUUCUUAGCCGCCAUUGUUUUAACAGCUUGAAAAAUCGGCUCAAAAACGCAUAUAAUAAGCGUUCGGUGUCUAUUUUGUGCAAUAUUAAAAAUGUAUUAAAUGUUACGAUUAGGAAAAUUGUGAUUUUAACAAUAUAGUUGAUUAUAUUUUAUCGUAUAGGUUUAAAGGAAUGAUAACGUUCUAAGUAUAAAACUUUAUGUGAUGAAAUAUACGGAAAAAUAUUUUUAAAUAUGGUUUUAAUACAUCAAAUAUUACAAAAAAACAUCUCUAAAUACUUUACAAGUUGAAAAAAAAAACAAAAUAUAUCCGAUCUUCAAAAAAAUAUUUUCCAGGUGUAAUAAUAUUUUUUCGUGUAAAUCAUCACAUUGUAUUAUGUAAUAUCAUUAUGAUACUGUAAGUAAUCAAUGUUAGUUAUACGUAGAUGAGAAGUUGCAAACGUAUAUUUAUAGACUAUUUCGUUUAAAAAUAAAACUCACGUUUUUAUCUGUCAGAAAAUUAAAAUGGCGUAGAAAAAAAUAUUGUUUAGAAAAUUUUAUGCGUGUCUAAGAGAUUUUUAACGUAUCGCGUAUCAAAUGUUUUGGUACCAUUUAACAUUUUGCGAAUCAGACGUUCUGCGACUAAAUAUGGAUCAAAAAUAUUAUAAUAUUGACUUAUGUGUAUAAUACUGAAUAUUAAUAACACAACUAAUAACAUUUUUUUCUGACAGAUAAAGAAUGUAUACAGGCAAUGUCACUUUUCUUUUUUUAAUUGAAUUUACGUAGUCUAAAAUGUGACCUGGCUCACACAGGUCCUUAUAAGUAAUAAACUCUUGAAUAUUAUUUGUCUUUCUCACACUAACUGAAGGAAUGACGACUAGGACAGACAAAAUGAGUUUAUCUGUAAGGACUUAUAGUAUAAUCGUUUCACGAAUUAUUUAAUAUGAAUUAGUUUUAGCUGUAUGUUUGUAAAAUGUUAAUGAUCGUAAUAUAAUAUAUAUUGUGUAUUUAUUAUAUGAGAUUCAUUAUUCCUGAAUAAAAGUAUUGAGUUAA
Messenger RNA from Pectinophora gossypiella (pink bollworm), 9003 nucleotides. It is a transcript of the gene Syt7, whose product is annotated as synaptotagmin-7. Lineage: Eukaryota; Metazoa; Arthropoda; Insecta; Lepidoptera; Gelechiidae. Gene Ontology annotation, molecular function: clathrin binding; phosphatidylserine binding; SNARE binding. Gene Ontology annotation, biological process: regulation of calcium ion-dependent exocytosis; vesicle fusion; regulation of dopamine secretion. Gene Ontology annotation, cellular component: axon; membrane; synapse. The transcript is spliced from 9 exons. The record is from RefSeq and is a predicted model, not a curated record. Bases 999 to 2171 code for a protein of 390 amino acids.